Epinephelus moara (kelp grouper) is the source of this 1421-nucleotide messenger RNA. Its product is annotated as zinc finger and SCAN domain-containing protein 12-like. Gene Ontology annotation, cellular component: nucleus. The coding region runs from base 139 to 969 and encodes 276 amino acids. NCBI's taxonomy places the organism in Eukaryota, Metazoa, Chordata, Actinopteri, Perciformes, Serranidae. The record is from RefSeq and is a predicted model, not a curated record. The transcript has 2 exons.
GAACUUUAAUGCUGUGACACAUCCACCGGAAGUAAACAAAACAAGCGCUAGCAGCGUUAGCUCCACAGAUGUGUGGAUUUAGCGGCGGGAUGAUGGUUUAGUUUUCGAUAAUAAAGGGUUAGAUGUAAUUAGGCAACAAUGUGUUCAGUUGAGUCUUUGAGAGAGUUUGUCAACGAGCGACUAACUGCUGCUGCUGAAGAAAUAUUGGGAGUUUUUAAAAGAACCAUCAUCGAGUACGAGGAAGAGAUCGAUCGUCAGCGCAGACUGUUGGAUAUCGUUUGGAAGCCUGAAAUAAAGUUACACAGGACAGAUCUCCCACAGCAACAUUUUUGUAAGGACCAGCAGCUCUGUAUUGAGGAGAGGAAGUCCAGUGUGGACCAAGAGGAGCCAGAGCCUCCAGAGAUUAAAGAGGAAGAGGAGGAAGUGUGCAGCAGUCAGGAGGGAGAGCAGCUUGUAGUGAAGCAGGAGACUGAUGGCUUUAUGUUGACUCCUGCUGAUGAGGAAAGUGAGCACAGUGAAGUUCAGACUCUGGACUUCAUUCAUGAUGACACUCAAAGUGCAGCAGAGAAUGACUCUGUCGUCAUUAUACCAGUUAUAAGCUAUGUGAUACCAACCAGUGAGCACCAGCUGCUCUCUCACAACUCUCAUGUAGCUGAGAGCCAAGAUCAGAAGGGAGGACAUCAUGAAAACAACAGCAACACAGAUGAAAAAUCUCACAAAUGUGACACGUGUGGAAAAGCUUUUCUGUACAGGUAUAACUUAAAAAUACACCAGAGAAUCCACACAGGUGAGAAGCCGUUUACGUGCAAAACAUGUGGGAGAGCUUUCAGACAGACUAGUCAUUUGACAGCCCACAUGAGAAUUCACACAGGCGAGAAACCGCACCUUUGCAGGAUUUGUGGGAAAAGAUUCAGCGACAUACGCGUGUUGGAAAGGCAUUUUAAAAUCCACACAGGUGAGACUUUGUAACUUUGCAAGACCUGCAGGAAGAGACAUUUGAAUGUGUGACAAUUGUCAAGGCAUAUAAGAUCUCAUACAGACAAGUGGUCUUGUGUUUGUUAAAUAUGUGGGAGCUGAUUCAGUUCUGGUUCAUGGUCAAAACACACAAGAACUGACAGAAGUGAGGUGUUGCAUGUUUGUAGCACCUGUGGGAAAAGUUUUACUCAGAUCACAUACUUUAAAAAACACCUGAGGACCAGUUAACACAGGAGAAACCAUAGAGCUGAAACUCCUGCGGAGACGUGCUCUCUAUCUGAAUCAAGUAAAAUUGCCCACUGAGAGGAGGUCACAAUAUGUUGAAGAACUACAUUUGUUAAAAAUGCCAUUUUGUUGAACUAACUCCCAGUUUUACUCAUAAUCCUGUUGUUCUUUGAAACAGUCUAUCUUCCAAAUUUUUUGAAAAAUAAAGUGUUGUCAGUGGA